AUGCCAACAUCUAACGAUACUGAUGGCUCUGUGUCCAGAAAGAACACUCUUUCAAAGAUGAAGAAAUUCUUUGGCGCGGGGAGCACCACCACAGACACCGCGAAGAAACUCAAUAAUUCGAACGCUCAAGGGUCAGGGUCCCCCAAAUUGGGUUCCCCCUUGCAAAAGGGGAGUUUUUAUAUUGGCGGUAUCGAGAGUGAGUUGAGAGCCGUCUCACCCACUCACUCUAACUCAUCCGUACUCUCUCUGUCCAAAAAGAUAGAUAACAAUUUGACCCCGAAAUCCUUGUCCUCGUCGUCGACAGCAUCCCUGGGUUCAAACACUUCCUCAAAGGCCCCCAAGAAGACUCAGCAGAGGAAGAAGGCAUCACCACCACCGCCCGCUACCAUCAACCCAGUGCAGAGUCCAACAAGUGUCACGACUUCGCCCAAUGGGUCGCUAGUAGAUAUUUCGGUCCCCAAUGCUAAAGCGUCUCCACAGUGUAAAAGGUUCAUCGUGUUCGAAAAUGGGAGACACGAACACCAUUUGAAGAACGCAAAGAGACAGGAGAAAUUGACCUCGAUGUUGAAGAAUAUGGUCGGUGCGCAGAAAUUGAGGAACGAGGCGAGAUCAGCAGUGCCCGACAUCAUACAAGGUGGGAAAGCGGCAAGUAGAACCGCUAACUACCCUCCCACUCUGAUCUCCGGGUUGGUCAAACAACUGGAACAGAACAGUGAUAGGAACGCGAGGGGGGACCACCCGAUUAGUGGCGCGUCCAACGUCGGUGAGGAGAAACCCCUCAAGAGGAGUAAAGUCCCGGGUGCGGCACCGGCACCAGUGGAACAGAAGGACUCGAGGUCGUUUGCGGAGAAGUACGGCAGGUGUCAGGAGGUGCUAGGUAAAGGCGCCUUCGGGGUGGUCAGGAUAUGUCACAAGAAACCCAUGAGUAAAAUGGAGGGGGAGAAACUGUUUGCAGUGAAGGAAUUCAAAAGGAAGAGCUCAGAACCAGUCGACAAGUACUCCAAGAGACUCACCUCCGAGUUUUGUAUCUCCUCCUCAUUGCACCAUCCAAAUAUCGUCGCCACCCUAGACCUCUUCCAGGACGCGAAGGGCGACUACUGUGAAGUAAUGGAGUACUGUGCUGGUGGCGACCUGUUCACACUCAUCAUUGCGUUCGGGAAACUGGAGUACAUGGAGGCAGACUGUUUCUUCAAACAACUAGUCAGAGGCGUCGUGUACAUGCACGACAUGGGCGUCUGUCACAGAGACUUGAAACCUGAAAACUUGCUUCUCACAUCAAACGGGAUCGUCAAGAUCACCGAUUUCGGGAACAGCGAAUGUUUCAAGAUGGCGUGGGAGAAGGAUAUACACCUCAGCGGCGGCGUCUGCGGGUCCACGCCCUAUAUCGCCCCGGAGGAGUACACACACAAGGAGUUCGACCCAAGGCCAGUGGAUAUCUGGGCCUGUGGUGUCAUCUACAUGGCUAUGAGAACAGGGAGGCAACUGUGGAACGCAGCGAAGAAAGACGACCAUUUCUACAUGAAGUACCUCAGGGGGAGAAGGGAGAAGGACGGGUACGAACCCAUAGAACACCUCAAGAGGGCAAGGUGCAGAAACGUCAUAUACUCGAUGCUGGACCCGGUGCCGCACAGAAGGAUCACUGGUAAGCAGAUUUUGAACAGCGAGUGGGGGAGGGAGAUGAAGUGCUGUACGGACUCGCAUCUCAGGAAACCGACCUCCUAA
Molecule: messenger RNA, 1722 nt
Organism: Huiozyma naganishii CBS 8797
Lineage: Eukaryota; Fungi; Ascomycota; Saccharomycetes; Saccharomycetales; Saccharomycetaceae
Gene: SAT4
Product: serine/threonine protein kinase SAT4
Exons: 1
Coding region: 1-1722 (573 amino acids)
Biological process (GO): protein phosphorylation; intracellular monoatomic cation homeostasis; intracellular signal transduction
Molecular function (GO): protein serine/threonine kinase activity; ATP binding
Source: RefSeq, a predicted model, not a curated record